AUGGCAGUAUUACUAGAUAGCAUAAGACAGGGCGUCCAAUCUGUGACUUCUGACUGAGAUACAAUUGUCAGGGUUGUAAUGAGAGCUGUAAUGAAGUUUGAGCAUCGUUGGAGGAGUUUGCCUGCUCUCACGAGCUUUGCGCCUCCUCACUAUAUAAUAUAGGGGGAAUGUAAGAACUGCAACAUUUGCUCCUGGUCUAGUAACCAACAAAUGUAUAUGUUAGUGUAUAUAUAGUGUACAUACUACUGUGAAAAACAGAUAAUGUAGACAUUUAAACUGUGGAGUAAGAAGACCCUGUAAGUGCUGCAGCCUAUAAAAGGUAUGAAGGGGGCACUACUGGGUCACAGACUGGUGAUAACCAUGGCAGUCUCUAUAAAUAGUGAGCUGGACCCUGUCUUUUUGAAGGCACUUGGAUAUCUUCACUCAAAGAGCAAGGACUCUGCUGAAAAACUGAAAGCAUUGCUUGAUGAGUCACUAUGCAAGGGCAACGACUCUGUCUACCGGCCUCAACCCAAGGAGAUGGAGCAGCCCAAAGCAAUAUUGUCUAAAAUUAAGCCUGAAACAAAAGCCUCUAGCAGCACUCCAUCAAGCAGUAUCCUAAGCAAACCACUGGCCUCAGAGAAAGUGAAGAAGGAGGCUGAGAAGAGAACUGCUGAUAAGAUGAAAGUGGAAAUCAGUGACAUUAUGGAUAUUCCAAAGAAGCCUCGUAUAGAAAAGACAGAAGCUCGUUCUUCCCCUGUCACAGUACAGUUAAGCAAGGAUUUGCCUGUGCCAUAUCUUUCAAGCUUUGAAGAAACCAGUGCUGAUGAUUUUGCCAUGGAGAUGGGAUUGGCUUGUGUGGUUUGUCGACAAAUGACUGUGUUCUCAGGCAAUCAGCUGGUUGAAUGCCAGGAGUGCCACAAUCUGUACCAUCAGGACUGCCACAAACCACAAGUCACAGAUAAAGAUGUGAAUGACCCACGGUUGGUGUGGUAUUGUGCUCGCUGCACAAGGCAAAUGAAAAGAAUGGCGCAAAAGAAUCAGAAGCCUUCACAGAAGCCUGCCCCAUCAGCUGUAUCUGCAGUGACACCUGUAGCAAAGGAUCCCUCUGUUAAUAAACCUGAGCUGAAAUCUAAGACCGAUUCUGCAAACACAUUCUUAGCCUUCAAGAGAGCAGAAGUUAAGACUUCUUCAGCAGUUUCACCAAAUUCCUCCAAUUCUGGUGUAUCAUCAUCCUCUGCCAGUGGCCUGACAGGUUGGGCUGCAUUUGGAGCUAAGACAGCCAGUGCUGUACCAGUGUCAGGCAAACUAGGAACAAACUCCCAGGCAAUUAGUGUAAAGCCUCCAUCACUUUCCUCGGUGCAGAAAACUGGAGCAGCACCAGGCCUUACUCCAUCUAAACCAGGAUCGAUAUCUAAAAGCGCUUCUGGGGGAAGCAACAGCACAAUCCCUCUAAAGCCACUGCCACCCCUUAUACUGGGCAAAACAGGACUCAGCCGUUCUAUGAGCAGCGACAAUGUCAGUAAGACAGGACUCCCCAGUCCUAGCCCUUCAUCCUCUGGAAGUGUCAGCAGUUUUACUAGCCAGCUAGGUAGUAACAACGGAAGCAGUAAUACUGCAGGAAGCAAUGUGAACUCUAGCAACAAGGUGGCUGUGGAUCCCAGCAUGCAGCAGUCUGGAGCAAAAGGUCCCACCUCACAAGAAUCCCAGCUAAAUGCCAUGAAACGUCUACAAAUGGUUAAAAAGAAAGCAGCACAGAAAAAGCUGAAAAAGUGACUUUUCUUUUUAGACAUACUGUACUGUGAUUGCAGGAAAGAUGGAUUCUUAAUCAAAUGACUUUUAAAUUAUCCUUAAAGAAGAACUAAACCCUAACAAUGAAUGUGGUUAAAAAUGCCAUAUUUUAUAUACUGAACUUAUUGCACCAGCCUAAAUUUUCAGCUUCUUAAUAGCAGCAAUGAUCCAGGACUUCAAA
Messenger RNA from Xenopus laevis (African clawed frog), 1951 nucleotides. It is a transcript of the gene ints12.L, whose product is annotated as integrator complex subunit 12 L homeolog. Lineage: Eukaryota; Metazoa; Chordata; Amphibia; Anura; Pipidae. Gene Ontology annotation, biological process: snRNA 3'-end processing; snRNA processing; RNA polymerase II transcription initiation surveillance. The record is from RefSeq and is a predicted model, not a curated record. The transcript is spliced from 7 exons. Bases 322 to 1755 code for a protein of 477 amino acids. Gene Ontology annotation, cellular component: integrator complex; nucleus; INTAC complex.